Messenger RNA from Anopheles funestus (African malaria mosquito), 4124 nucleotides. Its product is annotated as broad-complex core protein isoforms 1/2/3/4/5-like. The record is from RefSeq and is a predicted model, not a curated record. Gene Ontology annotation, molecular function: protein binding. NCBI's taxonomy places the organism in Eukaryota, Metazoa, Arthropoda, Insecta, Diptera, Culicidae. The transcript is spliced from 5 exons. Gene Ontology annotation, cellular component: nucleus. Gene Ontology annotation, biological process: regulation of transcription by RNA polymerase II. Bases 515 to 1984 code for a protein of 489 amino acids.
GACAGUUAAUUGUCAAUUUUACAAAAAUACAUACGAAAAAAGAGACUAAUUACUUUUAAUGGUUUAAUUCGUCGAAGAAAUGCUGUUUCUAGCAUCGCUGGCGUACCAGUUUGAAGGUGUCUUUCGGCUGAAAAUCGAUGGUCAGUGUACGGUGUGAAAAGUGCGAAAAUUCCUCGACGAAAAGCUGCUACCGCCCUGUAUUUGCAUUGCGCUUGCAGUAUACGCGAUAAUGGUGUAAUGAAAAACGGCAACGCUUACCCCAGGAAUAACAUUACCAGAGACAGGCGGAUGGAUAUGCACCAGCUGUAGGCCGGGAACUAGUUGUGAGCUGUUUUGGUCUGAUCAUUGAUUCAUAUCAACACAAGGCAAGAGCUAGUUGGUGGACCGUACAGCGCCCGGGCGCAAAUCCAGGUGGUAUCGCCCUGUGAAUGUAGUGUUUAUUUAUCAGCAUCAGACAGAAACGUAAGCGCAGGCAAUAACAACAAACCAACAUUGAUCCGUGCCAUCCAGCACAAUGUCGACCGGACUGGGGGAGAAAACGUUUGUCAACAACGACGAACUGUUCUAUCUGAAGUGGAAUAAUUUUCAGAAAAAUGUCAGCACCCAGUUCGAAAAGUUGCGUGAAGACGACGAUCUGGUAGACAUUACGUUUGCCUGCGAGGGCCGAAUGCUUACCGCGCACAAGCUGGUGCUGUUUGCAUGCAGUCCCUACUUUAAGGAACUGCUAAAGAAAAAUCCAUCCCCGCAUCCGGUCUUUUUCAUGAAUGAUGUGAAAUACGACGUACUGAAAGCCAUCCUACAGUAUAUGUACCUCGGAGAAGUGCACAUCACCAACGAGAAUCUGAAAGAGUUUAUCAAAACGGCCGAAGGGUUACAAAUCCGGGGACUGAGUAAAGAAAACAAUGGUGACCUGAUCAUACCAACGCAUCAGGACGUGCUGCGUCGGGACGAGAAAAGCGAUCAGAUGUUAGACGAGUUCUGCCGUAAACGCGCAGGCAUUGAGGAGCUGCAAUCAUCGACCGUAUUGAACAUUAAGCGCGUAAAAACGGCGGCAGACGGUUCGAUGACAGCUAGUGGCCAGGAUGGAAAUGUGGACGUAGAACCGAAAGUGGAAAUGGUCGAAUAUCUGGACAGUGAAGCGGGUGCCCACCAAUCGCCAACAUACUGCAGUAUGGAAACGUACGCGGAUAAAAACAAUCCUCGCACCGCCAUGACCCAUCUUGGGGCAAUCAAUAACGUAGCGGGCUUUACACAAACCGGUCCUGCAUCCGUGUCCGGAGCGGGAACUAAUCAACCCGGUGGCUCCGGCGGCCACAGCCAUAAUGUGCACGAGUACAAAUCGGAAGAUGAUAGCAGUUGGAUGGAGAAAUCGCUCGACAAUAUUUCCGUCAACUCGGAGCAAAGCAUGAAGUACAAUAGUGGUGGUGGUGGAGGUGGUGGUAAUGGUGGCGGCAGUGGUGGCAGCAGUGGAAACAGUGACAAAAACAAAGGACGCAGCAGUCGAAACAGUAAUCGCUCCACGGAUGAUAAGGCGAACUGUCUUACGCCCCGCUGUUGUCCCGUGUGUUCGCGGCUCUACUCGAACGUGUCAAAUCUGCGGCAACACAUGCGAUUAAUACACAACCCGACCGCCGUCUGCUGUCCUAUCUGCCAGAAACACUUCAACUCCGAACUCUACCUGAAGCGACAUUACUCAUCGAUACAUUCGAUCAAUCCUAAUAGCACCGGGGACGGUGAGCUGGUCGACACAAAGCCCCCAACAUCGCAGUUACAACAACAGCAGCAGCAGCAGCAGCAACAGCAACAGCAGCAGCAAGCACCCCCACAGCAGCAACAGCAAGCUCCUCAACCAACGCAGCAACAGCAGCAACAGGCCCAACAGCAGCAACCUCAACAGCAACAAGCACCUGCGCCAACCGCAAACACGUGGAAUCCCUACCAUCAUCACGAUGCUUCACAGCUGGUGAACCCUUUUAUCAAGUAAAUAUGGCAACGUUAAACAGGGCAGACCCUAGACGAUGUGUUGUCCCACCACUACAAAUUUUUACUAGGGACGAUAGAUAGGCCUUGCUGCAGGGGCCUUGUCUCUGUGUUUGGUUAGUAUUGGCUGAGGAUCUGCUACGACUGUACCUAAUCCGCAUUGGUCACUUCUCUCACUUUCAUACACUAACUAGAUGGAAAAUUUCAUCCAUUAACGCGUACUUUGUAGAAUCGCCUCUUGCAAAGUCGAAAGAUUCACUCUGCACGUCGGUACGGGAUCAGAAUGUAUGCGGCCUGUUAUGAACUCUCCUGGACAAAAUUGAAUGUGUGUGCAAUAUACUAUUUUUACGCGAAAACAAACUACAUCCAGAUACAGAAUCAUGUAAAGCAGUCUUGUCAAACAUAUGGCUGUCUUUUAUUGUGGCCUACAAAAUGCUAAUUUCGUCUAUCGUCUGAAAUCCGUGAGUCAAAAUGAGUUUCACAUUACUUAUGUAAAGUAUAAUGAUCCCAGAAGCAUCACAUCCAGUACACCAGACAUGUGGUGUUGGCCAACAGACAUGUAAUGGAGAGUAUACAGUGUCAGCAAACGAACGAUAUACGCGGUAUGCCAAUGCUUCAAAAUUACAUACAAAGAUCGACGUUGCUGCAUUAUUUGGUCGGGUAAGGUGAGGAAAGUGUCCCGUGUCGCAGGAUUGCGAAGAUUGGAAAGGAGGAUUUUUUUUCAAAAUGCACAAAGCGAAUGAAUGUUUCAUUUUACUCCGCUCUGAAUUUAUUCUGUUCGUUGAUUUUAAUUUUCGAUAGGUCGGUAAGGGCUUAAGCAAUUACGCUUAAGGUGACAUGAUUUGUAUGUACAAAAAGAAAUAGGAUGCAUGAAACGUGCAUGAGUUUUUAACGCUAGUUUUAAAGCCAACUUGGCAUAACCCAGUUAGCUCAAAUGGAAGAAGUUAGUAAAAAACGUCAUUACGCUUUCUUUUCUAUGCUAGCACCAUUCAAUCGUUGUUGUAAAGGGUAUAGAGUAGCAGCGGUAAAUAUCCACUGGAUACAUCAAAACUGUAACUGGUACCGUGUACUUAUGCGUUCACUUAAACGGAUACGCCCGUUGCUGAAUGGGGGAAAUCAUUCGUUUCCAUAACAAGCCAGCGACAAUGUUCUUGGUCAAUUGUGUAUUUUUUCCUUCGCUCUUUGUCUAUCUUUGUUAGAACAUUCUCGGGCUUGGUAUCGGGUGAACUAGCCUAAUAGUGAUACAUUAUUAAAAAACUGAUCCAGUGGUACUUUAGCUACUCUGCAACGGUGGCAUGUGUAAUGAUAAAGAUAUGCGUAAUUUAUGAAAAAGAGAUAAAGACCCGUUCCAGACGUGUCAUAGUCCAGACGUGUCAAACAUAUAACCCAUACGAAGGUUCAUCAUCUGACCCGCAAAUCGAAAACAUGGUUUGUUGCAUGAAUGCGCCACAAAAUGGGGUACGACGGUGUGCUGCGUAAGAAGGUUUCUGCAUGCAAACGUUUUACAAGGAGGAUACUGGCGACACUGAAUUAGACUCUACAAGCGCGUUCUGGAUCGCGCCCUGGACUGGAACGUCGUGCUGCCCAAUACGCAAAGAAUUGACAAUUCAACUACUGUGUCCCAGUUAGUAAUGGAAGGCAGGCCAAGAUCGUGUACGGUGGCAGCGCCAAAUAACACAAAAACAAAGAUAGAAAAUAUGAAAAAGAGAAGCAAAAAAGUACAUGAAAACAAUCUGUCCUAUAGUGUAAACGUAGUAGUUUUCGGUAUAAGCAUCAUCACUGUACGUUUGCAAAACAAAACAAUAAUAUACGUACAAAUGUAAACACGCAAACCUAGACGAAUGCUUUCAAUAUUCAGUUUUCAAAUUGUACGCAACUGUAAAGGGGCGCGUGUACCUACUGGCGAAAGGGAAAGCAGGCAGGACGGACUACCUUUGUUUGCAGAACAGCUUCUCGUAACACGUAAAAUCAUGUUUAAUCUGUUGCUUCCGUAAUUUAUGUUAUAUACCGUACUACUCACCCACAUUUUAGCCUGAUUAUUGUACAUACAUACAUACAUAUAGAGUAUUGAUAAAACAGUAAUAAUUAUCGGUAAUUAUGACGUUGAUUGGGCGUAUAAAUAAAGGAAGGUAAACGCAAGUGUA